UUUUAAAGCACAUUUUCAUUGGAUAUUCUAAACAUGUCUCUGUUCCUCUGAGGUGGUUCCAAGACUAGUUUUUACAAAAUUAAAAUUUGUGUUUAAUUUAAACUAACAGUGAUGCCUAUUUCAAUGAUUAGUAGUUCUUUGCCUCUUAGCACUUGGUGCAAAAACCUUGUCCAAAGGUAAGCUAUUCUGUACCGGAUUUGUGAGAAAACACAGACAGGGAAAUACAUCCAGUAACUCUGUUUCUCUUCUCGAUUUUAACUAAGCUUGGGACAGCUGAAGUCCAUGAAGUUCACAUGAAUACAUGUGAAGCGAAAUAGGCUGGCAUCAUUCAUUUGUUUUUUAAAGUCUUCUGAGUCAAAAGAUUUUGACCCUGUCUUCUAGCAGAAACUACUAGAAGAGGGGAAUUCUGGCUGGAGGAGUUGACCUGAAGUAUGCUAAUGGGUAUUACUUCUUUGUUCAGAAACUGUUUUGCAGUUUCUGCAUAAAAUGUGCAGGCUGGGUUCAUGUGCUUAACAUCUGUCUAAAGAGUUCUUUAAUAAUAUGUUACAGUUAAUGUGGAAAACAGACAAAGUUACAAAUGUGAAGGGGAACUGUGGAUUUUGCGUAUUGUUUUAGGGACUCUUCCAGUCACAAGAUGUUCUGCGUUUGAAACCUUCCCUUCUGACUAUUUCACAACGCAGUGCAGCCUCCUGUGACCAGAUGAACUGGGUGCGUUCAGAUGUUCCGCUGACAGCAGCUGCCAGAUACAUGCAUCCUUCUUCACCGUGGCAGAGGCAGUGCCAUGCUGGCUGGAAAUAGUACUCAAAAACCGGGGGCACUCUUUCUUUUUUUGUUUGGUCAGGCUUUCCAGGAGAGUCUUCCACAAUCUCGUAAUUUAGAAGUUCCUGCUGAUACGAGCCUGUAUGUUUCGUUGUCGAAGUAACAUCGCAUUUUUGUCCAGCUAGCGUCUUUCAGACCGGUAUUGCCAGCACUGAAGGACCCUUGCUGUAGCUGUGAUCGUGUGCACAGAACCCAGUACUCCCACUUCUCUGCUCUAGCCCCUUUUACCCUUUUAAAAGGGCACCUUGCUCUUACCCUGUUGCCUGUUUCUGUAUCUUUUUUUUUCUCAACAGGUAAAAAGUAUCUGAUCUAAUCAGUAGGUGUCUGAUUUGAUUGUCCAUUUUCCCUGAGCGGGAGACACAAAUCACAGGACUGGACUCUGAACUGUCAUAUGGCAUGUUUUUCAUCAAGCUUGCCAGAGUUAAGUGAUGAGGGCACUGAAACGGGUUUUCAGUCUGGAUUGGUGCACGAGGCUUCCCAGUUCCUUAUCCCUCUGCUCUGUGUACCUGCCGCUUAUCAUCUGAGUCCAGGUGAAAAGAGGGGAACGUAGACAGCACGUUCCAGUGGUGUCUAGUGCCAGGUCACAAGUGAGCAGUGGUUCACUGCUGACCGCGUAUGCAAAAGGACUGGGAAGAAUUCAUUUGAUACUAGUUUUUUUAAUCCAAUUUUAGACAACUUUACAAAACCUGAUGUUUUGCUGACACAGCUGCAAAAUGGCUUUAUUUAAAGCUUUUGUAAAAAUGAACAGACAGUCCUAGAUUAGUAUGCUGUAGUUGAGGCAAUCCUUGUAGUAGGCUACAGCGUGGGCCUAAGGAGUAACGUCUGUAUUUGAGUUAAUGCAGGAUGAGUGAGGGAACGUGGGAACUGGAACAUGCUAUGACUUGGACAGGUCUCUUAGCAGAGGACAUCUCGUAUUGUUGAACGCUUGUGAGACUCAGAUGGGUUCUCAUCAGUCCGAGAAGUCAGAUUUUGAGGAAAUUGCCUCUGAUCCCCAAUUUCUGAUCAUUUUUGUACAAUAUAUGGGAAGCAAUUGGACACAUGGAAGACACAUCCCAGCCAAGAGACACCUGAGGGAGCAUGUUUGCUUCAGGUUUGGCAGACCAGUCUCGCUCUGUCUCUUGCAACAUGGACCAAAGGGAAAUUCUGCUGCAAAACCUGGAAAGGACCCAGAGCAAGAAGCUCAACCAAGAAGAAUUUGUAGACGAAUUUUUGAAGCUGAAAAAGCAGUCAACAAAGUACAGGUUGGAUAAAAUCUACCCUACAGCAGCAUCUGAGCAACCAGAGAACAUCAAGAAGAACAGAUACAAGGAUAUCUUACCCUUUGACCACAGCAGAGUGGAGCUGUCCCUGAUCACAUCAGAUGCAGAUUCUCAUUACAUCAAUGCCAACUUCAUCAAGGGUGUCUAUGGGCCAAGAGCAUAUAUCGCAACCCAGGGUCCUCUCUCCACUACUGUCACUGACUUUUGGAGGAUGAUUUGGGAGUAUGAAGUCCUGAUUGUGGUCAUGGCUUGUAUGGAGUUUGAAAUGGGAAAGAAAAAAUGUGAGCGGUACUGGGCAGAGGUGGGUGACUCUUCCCUGCAGUGUGGUCCUUUCUCCAUUGCCUGUGAAGCUGAAGACAAGAAAAAUGAAUACGUGAUUAGGACUUUAAAGGUGACCCUGAAUGAAAAAAUCCGCACCGUCUAUCAUUUCCACUAUAAAAACUGGCCAGACCAUGAUGUUCCCUCUUCCAUUGAUCCCAUUUUGGAGCUCAUCUGUGAGAUUCGUUGCUACCAGCCAGAUGACAACGUUCCGCUCUGCAUCCACUGCAGUGCUGGCUGUGGGAGAACAGGAGUCAUCUGUGCUAUUGACUACACCCGAAAGCUGCUGAAAGAUGGAAUUGUUCCAGUGAACUUCAGUAUUUUUAGUCUGAUCCAGGAAAUGCGCACGCAAAGGCCUUCAAUUGUGCAAACCAAGGAGCAGUAUGAGCUGGUUUAUGAUGCUGUGAUUGAACUCCUGAAAAGGCAGAUUAAAGCAUUUGAUGCCCAAGAAGAUUCUGCUGCUUCACAGAUUCAAACAAAGCAUCUUGUAGCCAAGCCAAUUCUGACUCCAGUGGAAGAAAUUUAUUCUCCGAGAUUACCAAACUGCUCAGGGCAAGAGAAGAAGGAUGUACCCCAACAUUAUCCUCCUGUGGUGCAAAGUGAAGCAUCCCUGACAUUGUUGUCUGCCACGGGAGUACAUGACAGCUUUGGGCACGGAGUCCCUCCCAUUAGACAGGCCAUUUCCUUUGGGACUUUGAACUUCAGCAACAGUGGGAAGGCAGUUGCUGAAAAGUGGGGCAUGGAGGAAGCUCUCCAGAAACACCACAGUUUGGAGUUCAACAGCAUCUCUUCUGAGCAGCUGCUUCUCAACCUGAAACCUAAGGGAAUAGGCAGGAGAUGGCCUCAUGACAAAGCACCUCUGACACGGACUAAAUCUACCCCUUUUGUGCUGGCACAUCAGAGAGAAGCCCAGGAAUGGGAUGGAGGGGAUGUAAAGCCUAUUCUGAGUUCACAGUUGCCAAAUGCCUGUUCAAGCUUUCAGGUAAAGAAGCAGGCUGGGUUUUCCUCUGUUGAGAUGAACCGCUCGAGCAGAGCAGUGGACUGCCCCCCAAGUCACAGGAACAGUAGGCAAUGUCCUCACCCUUACCUUUGUUCAGCAGAAGAUCCUUACUUCUCAUCGCUCUCUUCAGAUGAUCUUGCAUCCCCAGUGUUUACUGAGUGCUUUGCAGAGGGACGUGAUGCCAUUUUCCCAUCUUGUGCUGUGACUCCCCCAGUGCAGCCUGUCUUGACCAGUUCACCACCACCCAAGCCUGUGUCCCAGCAUGCUCCCCUGUUGAACGAUGAGAGGAUAUCCUCGCUCACCCUCUUGCCACAGCCGGACGAUGAUGAUCCUCCGCCCCUGCCUGAGCGAACCCCAGAGUCAUUUAUUGUGGCCAGUGAAUCAGGUGAAUUCCCUCCAGCAGCUUCUGAUUUUCAGCCCCCAGCCAGAAAUAAAGACAUUGGAACCUCACUGGAGCAGAGUGGUGUGUCUCACUCAGAGGUUUUUAAUGACUCAGUAAGACUGAGACCAUGUAAGAGUGUGAGGCUCCGGAACUGCCAAUCAGAGAUAAACAGGGAUCGCUCUAACUCCCCUCCUCCGCUUCCUGAAAGAACCCCGGAGUCGUUUGUUCUUGCUGAUGCAGCAAGUCUGCAGCCUGCUGCAAGGAAUCCCACAAGUAGCCCUUGGGACUUGGAGAACAAAGCUUCUGAAAUACUGUCAAAAGAGCCUGUGGCAUGCUUCAGGAGAAGCAAGAGCUUGAAAAUAUUGAAAAAUGUGAGAAAGCGUAUCUGUAGUCCAUCUUCACUGACAAAACCAUCAGAAUCUGCCCCGUCAAACCAUUCAAGCUCUUUUCUUAAGUUUGGCUUUGCAAAUCGAUUUUCAAAACCUAAAGGACCAAGAAAUCCGCCAACAACAUGGAAUAUUUAGAUAAACUUUAUAGAUUCUGUUACAGAUUUGUGAAGUCCUGCUGGCAUGCCUUAAGUGCUCUUCCUGAUAAGAUUUUCAGCAGAAUAAAUACAUCAAAGCAUGUUGCAUGAUAUUUGCAGCUGAGGCACUACUUGCACACUUUUUAUCAACUAAAGUCUUAAAAUAAAGAAGAAUAUACAAAUAUCAGCAGCUUGGCACUUUCAGUGAACUUUCAACAGGAUGGAAGCUGAAAAAAAGAAUAGGUAUUUUAUCCUAAUAAGUGACACUUUUAUCUUGUUUUGGGAUGUAUUGACUUCAAAAUGAUGGACUUAAGUCUUUGAAACAAAGCACUGUUAACUGGGAGUUGGUUCCAGUGAAGACAAUGGAAUGACAUGAUAGUCCAAUGGACUGGACCAACACAAAACAUGAAUCUGGAUGUUGCAAACGUAGCAUCUGUGUAACUUCACUUACAUGUAUAGUUUUACUGUAAUCAAAGAUCUGUAUUUGCUUAUAUGUUUACAGUACUGGGAUGAAUUAACACCUCAGAUUUUAGAAAGACUUUCUGUAAGUUAAUUAAAUUUCACUUUUUUUUUUUUA
Molecule: messenger RNA, 4878 nt
Organism: Dromaius novaehollandiae (emu)
Lineage: Eukaryota; Metazoa; Chordata; Aves; Casuariiformes; Dromaiidae
Gene: PTPN22
Product: protein tyrosine phosphatase non-receptor type 22
Exons: 22
Coding region: 1897-4302 (801 amino acids)
Biological process (GO): peptidyl-tyrosine dephosphorylation; positive regulation of toll-like receptor 4 signaling pathway; positive regulation of toll-like receptor 3 signaling pathway
Cellular component (GO): cytoplasm; nucleus
Molecular function (GO): non-membrane spanning protein tyrosine phosphatase activity
Source: RefSeq, a predicted model, not a curated record